Kazachstania africana CBS 2517 is the source of this 2142-nucleotide messenger RNA. It is a transcript of the gene HMI1, whose product is annotated as ATP-dependent 3'-5' DNA helicase. Bases 1 to 2142 code for a protein of 713 amino acids. Gene Ontology annotation, biological process: recombinational repair. Gene Ontology annotation, molecular function: ATP binding; hydrolase activity; 3'-5' DNA helicase activity. Lineage: Eukaryota; Fungi; Ascomycota; Saccharomycetes; Saccharomycetales; Saccharomycetaceae. Gene Ontology annotation, cellular component: nucleus. The transcript has a single exon. The record is from RefSeq and is a predicted model, not a curated record.
AUGAGUUUGACACAAGCACAGGGAAGAGUUCUGCAUCACCCUUUCAAGGAGAACACAACAUUGAAGGUUCUAGCAGGUCCAGGAUCUGGUAAGACUUUCACGCUUUUGCAUAAGAUUCAUCAUUUGAUUGAAACAGAACAAAUAAAACCAGAUGAAAUUUUAGUUUUGUCUCUAACAAAUAAAGCAGUAGAUAAAAUCGUGGAUGAACUUUUUACCACUUUUCAAGAGUUGAACAAAGAUAGCAAAUAUUCAUUUGAAGAACUGAAGGAAAUUGUCGAACAAGUUGGCGUUUAUACGAUUCAUGGUCUAGCUAACAGGGUAGUUGUGGAAAGGGAAGGAUUAGUAAAUAUUAUUGAGGAAAAUGGUUGGAGAGGUUUACUCAAGUUGAUAUCAGAAGAUUUUUGGAAGUCUAAAAAUAUUAAUGUUGCCUCUCCACGACGUUUGCAGAAGUUGUUACAAUCUUAUAAACAAAAUGAUGAUAACGACGAAGUUAUUGAAAAAAUUGUUAAAAUUAUGAAUGAUUGUAAAGUUCUUACAAAUGAUGAUCUUAUAUCAAGGGCAACUAAUCAUUUAAAUGAAAAGAUUGAGAUCAAUGACGGAUCGACAGUCGAAGAUAGCUAUGAAAAUUUUACCUUAGCUAUCCAAAAAAGGUACAAAGUAGUACUCAUCGAUGAGUUUCAGGACCUAUACCCUGCAUUACUGCCAAUAAUAAAGAAAAUCGCCAAAGGUAAACAACUCAUCUUGUUUGGUGAUACAAAUCAAAGCAUUUACGAGUUUCUUGGUCAUAAUAAAUACGUGGUAGAGUCAUUAGAUAAAUUGAAUCUGCCACAUAACAACCAUGUACUUUAUCUUGGAGAUAAUUUUAGAUGCACGCCAGAAAUCAUAAGUGCUGCUACGAAGAUCUUACCAUUGAAUCAUGAUACAUCCCAUACAGAUUUCGUCUUAAAAGAAAAAAGUGGUAUUAUUCCGCAGGUUUAUCAAAUCAAAGAUCCAUUAGAACAAUUAGAAUUUUUGGUUAAGGAAAUAUGUGAAUUAGCAUCAUCUUCCGCAAAAUUUUCAGAUAUUGCAAUUCUUUCAAGGACGAAUAGCCAUUUACAGACCAUUGCUGAUCAUUUGACUUUGUAUGGAAUCCCUUUUGAAAAAUUGGCAUCACAACCAGACUGGUUAAAUGACGUAAGAAUACAAUUUAUCAUAGAUCUCUUGAAAGUGCUAACAAUGGCAUAUAAAGAAGCGCCAGUAAUGAAUCCUGACAAUAUCAGUACAUGGAAGAGUGAUUUUAGUGUAAUUGUGACAUUAAGCACAUUGAAGGGAAUUGGAACAAAGUCAAUUCAAACUUUAUAUUCUGCUAGUACCAAGAAGGGAAUAUCAUUAUGGAAGUAUAUUACAGAAAUUCCUACUAAUCAGUGGCCUUCUUCAAUCCCAUUCAGGGGCAAAAUAGAGAACUACGCCAAGGUUUUAUAUAAAUAUCUGGAGGCAGGAGAAGUGUGGUCGCUAGAUGCACCAAUAGCACUGAUUGAAUACGUUAGUGGUAUCGCGAGUCAACUAGAUUAUGCGCCGUUUCAGUUCAAAUCUAUUAAGGAGAUGACUGAGUUCAAAAUACAUUUAGAAGAAAUGUUCAAAAUCAUGAAGUUAUGUACUUUCAAUAAACCGACCGAUCUAAGCCUGGUUGAGUGGUUCUUAGAAACGUACUUUGACCAAAGUUCGCUAUAUCAUCAUGCAAAACUAGCAUGCGAAUCCGAGGGAGCUGGUGUAGUGAAACUAUCUACAAUACACUCUUCAAAAGGACUUGAGUUUCCCAUAACUUUUUUGAUGAGUCCAGCCCUUCAAAAAUUCCCAAUGGAUGAUAAUACUUUAUAUGUCGGUAUGACACGGGCAAGAAAUUUACUAUACAUGAUCAACAUCAAUCAUUCAAGGAUACAACAACCAUUUACCCUGAAUAAAAAUAGGGCACAUCUGCUAUCAAAUAAAAGCUUCUGGAACUACUACAAUAAUGAUUUAAAUAGAGGAGAUUCUUUCAAAUAUUCCCUCGAAACCAACUUGUAUAACUAUGGCAGAUUGCAAAACAAAUUUGGGUUUUCAAGAAGUUACUCGACUCUCUGUGGACCUAUAGUUAGGAUAUGUAGCAAAUAUUUACCUCGUUGA